This is a messenger RNA of Pieris napi, 1149 nucleotides long. RefSeq lists its product as uncharacterized. The record is from RefSeq and is a predicted model, not a curated record. Bases 167 to 838 code for a protein of 223 amino acids. The transcript is spliced from 2 exons. Lineage: Eukaryota; Metazoa; Arthropoda; Insecta; Lepidoptera; Pieridae. Gene Ontology annotation, biological process: signal transduction; regulation of apoptotic process. Gene Ontology annotation, molecular function: protein binding.
GUAAUAUUAUUUUCUGAAGUUACGUACACUUUAAAAUCAUAAAUGACAGAUGACAUUAACGUAAUUAAAUUGGUCGUGAUUUUAAGUUUAUAAAAGGGGAUUCCUAGUUUCAAAAACAUACAAUGAUUAAAAUUCAUUAUGUAGUAUAGUGUAGAUUAUUUUCAAAAUGACCUUAUUAUCUUCUUAUACACAUCUAAAACAGCAAGUUGUAUAUAAUGUUGGAAGCAGUGACAUUCAAGGUAAUCUUCUUAACCAAUUAAAAGAGUUUUACAGAGAUGACAUAGACUCCACAAGAAGACUCGAACAAAUAAAAACUAUUGGGCAACUUUUACGAGUAUUAGAAAUACGCGAUGUUCUUUCCGAAAACAAUGUAACGCCCUUGAAGGAAAUAGCUAGAAGAAUUAAAAACAAUGAAUUAUUAAAGAAAAUAAGUGAAUAUGAGCAGUCCCAUGAUCAUAGGGAACAUUUGAACUUUUAUGCUGCAGAAAAUACACAGAGCUCAUCAUAUUAUAAAGAAACUGAAACAGCUUUACCAUCUGGGCAUCCAUAUGGAAACAUUACUCUAAGAAAAAAGAACCGUAUUAAUGAAACUAUAGUAGAACAAAUUGGCACAUCCUGGAGAGAUCUUGGUAGAAAUCUGAAAUUGCAAGAACAUCGAAUAGAUGAAAUUGACAAACAACAAAAUUCAUUAAAAGAUAAAGCUUAUGAGAUAUUGCAUGUAUACGAAGACCGAGCUGACCCACAGAGAGGUUUUCUUGUUUUAUGCCACGCUUUGGAGAAAUCUAGACGAAAAGAUUUGUGUAGAAAACUACAAGAAAUAAUGGUUAUGAACAUAUAAAUAUUACUAAAAACAUACUCAUUUAGAUUAAGUAAAAGUUUAAUAUCAAAUAUAAUAACAUUUUAUGUUAAGGGUAAUUAAUAAUUAUACUUAAAAAUAUUUUUAUCAAAAGUAUAUGUAUAUAGAAUUUAAUCAUUUAUGUUACCUUAAAAUUAUUUAUGCUUAACUCCUUGUGCCCAUUUACUUAUUUAAAAUCAUUUUAUAACUCUAAACAUAUUUAAAUAACAAUUUAACAAGAAAAUAAAUUGAUAAUUCUCAACGCUGUACAUUUUCAAAUGAGAAUAACCAACAAAGAAAAAUAUUUUGUAAAA